CGCGCGGUCUCACGGCGGCUGCGCGCCUGCGCGAGGGAGGGCGGCGAGCGCGCGCGGGGGCGGGCUCUACUAAGCGCCCAGCUGCAGCCGCGGAGCCGGACAUGUCCGCGAAGAUGGCGGGCCGGAGUAUGCAAGCUGCAAGAUGUCCUACAGAUGAAUUAUCUUUAACUAACUGUGCAGUUGUGAAUGAAAAGGAUUUCCAGCCUGGCCAGCAUGUGAUUGUGAGGACCUCUCCCAAUCACAGGUACACAUUUACCCUGAGGACCCAUCCGUCAGUGGUUCCAGGGACCAUCGCAUUCAGCUUACCUCAGCGAAAAUGGGCUGGACUUUCUAUUGGGCAAGAAAUAGAAGUGUCCUUAUAUACAUUUGACAAGGCGAAACAAUGCAUUGGCACAAUGACCAUCGAGAUUGAUUUCCUGCAGAAAAAGAGCAUUGACUCCAACCCUUAUGAUACUGACAAGAUGGCAGCAGAAUUCAUUCAGCAGUUCAACAACCAGGCGUUCUCAGUGGGACAGCAGCUUGUGUUUAGCUUCAACGAAAAGCUUUUUGGUUUGCUGGUAAAGGACAUUGAAGCCAUGGAUCCUAGCAUCUUGAAGGGAGAGCCUGCGACAGGUAAAAGACAGAAGAUUGAAGUAGGACUGGUUGUUGGAAACAGUCAAGUUGCAUUUGAAAAAGCAGAAAAUUCAUCACUUAAUCUUAUUGGCAAAGCGAAAACCAAGGAAAAUCGCCAAUCUAUCAUCAAUCCUGACUGGAACUUUGAAAAAAUGGGAAUAGGAGGUCUGGACAAGGAGUUUUCAGAUAUUUUUCGACGAGCGUUUGCGUCCCGAGUAUUUCCUCCAGAGAUUGUGGAGCAGAUGGGUUGCAAACAUGUUAAAGGCAUCCUGUUAUAUGGGCCCCCAGGUUGUGGUAAGACUCUCUUGGCUCGACAGAUUGGCAAGAUGUUAAAUGCAAGGGAGCCCAAAGUGGUCAACGGCCCAGAAAUCCUUAACAAGUAUGUGGGAGAAUCAGAAGCUAACAUCCGUAAACUCUUCGCUGAUGCUGAAGAGGAACAAAGGAGGCUUGGUGCAAACAGUGGUUUGCACAUCAUCAUCUUUGAUGAAAUUGAUGCCAUCUGCAAGCAGAGAGGAAGCAUGGCCGGCAGCACAGGAGUUCACGACACUGUCGUCAACCAGUUGCUGUCCAAAAUUGAUGGGGUAGAGCAGCUGAACAACAUCUUAGUCAUUGGAAUGACCAACAGACCAGACCUGAUAGAUGAGGCUCUCCUUCGACCUGGAAGACUGGAAGUUAAAAUGGAGAUAGGCUUACCAGAUGAGAAAGGUCGACUACAGAUCCUUCACAUCCACACUGCAAGGAUGAGAGGGCAUCACUUACUCUCUGCCGACGUAGACAUUAAAGAACUGGCUGUGGAGACCAAGAAUUUCAGCGGUGCUGAGCUGGAGGGGCUGGUGCGGGCCGCACAGUCCACCGCUAUGAACCGACACAUCAAGGCCAGUACUAAGGUGGAAGUGGACAUGGAGAAAGCAGAGAGCCUGCAGGUGACAAGAGGAGACUUCCUUGCUUCUUUGGAGAAUGAUAUCAAACCAGCAUUUGGCACAAACCAAGAGGAUUAUGCAAGUUACAUUAUGAAUGGUAUUAUCAAAUGGGGUGAUCCAGUUACACGAGUUCUAGAAGAUGGGGAGCUGCUGGUUCAGCAGACUAAAAAUAGUGACCGCACACCACUGGUUAGCGUCCUUUUGGAAGGCCCUCCUCAUAGUGGGAAGACGGCUCUGGCCGCGAAGAUUGCCGAGGAAUCCAACUUCCCCUUCAUCAAGAUCUGUUCUCCUGAUAAGAUGAUUGGCUUUUCUGAGACAGCCAAGUGUCAGGCCAUGAAGAAGAUCUUUGAUGAUGCAUAUAAAUCCCAGCUUAGUUGUGUGGUUGUGGACGACAUUGAGAGGCUGCUCGAUUAUGUUCCGAUUGGCCCUCGAUUUUCUAAUCUGGUAUUACAGGCUCUUCUCGUGCUACUCAAAAAGGCACCUCCUCAGGGCCGCAAGCUUCUUAUCAUCGGCACCACUAGCCGCAAAGAUGUCCUUCAGGAGAUGGAGAUGCUCAAUGCUUUCAGCACCACCAUCCACGUGCCCAACAUUGCCACAGGAGAACAGCUGUUGGAGGCUCUGGAGCUUUUGGGCAACUUCAAAGAUAAGGAACGCACCACGAUCUCGCAGCAAGUCAAAGGGAAGAAGGUCUGGAUAGGCAUCAAGAAGCUGCUGAUGUUGAUCGAGAUGUCGCUCCAGAUGGAUCCUGAAUACCGUGUGAGAAAAUUCUUGGCCCUCUUAAGAGAAGAAGGAGCGUCUGAGAGACCAAGCAAGGAAGUUGGUUGUACUGUUGGUUUGCUCUCCUUGUCCUGCUUCGCAAAACUUCCUUGUCGCAAUGCAGGAAAAAACUCGAUGUAGCCCCCUGGACUUUGAAAAUGGACUCUUUGAACACGCACAGUGACCAAGGGACGUGACCAAGGUGAAGAGUGAAGACGGCCUGGGACCUUCACUCAGCUUGCUCAAGAUCCUAGACGAAGUGAAAUGUUCCCUGCCUUCGACACGUGCUCACUCUGCAUGAUUAGUGCAAUAAAACUCCCUUCCUUGUGCUUACUCGGUCCGUUUUGUGGAAGGUACACAUUUGCUCUAGAACGCUCUGCUUACCUCUCUGUGCAAGCUAGGAUGAUUUCUUCUUCCUUGGUCCUGAAGUGCGGGAGUCCCUGCACUUGGGGGCGCUACACAUUUCAAGCUCAGUACCACCCUCGCCACCCCAAACCUCUCAGUAAAUGUAAUGAUGUCGUAGGACAGCACCGGGCCUGUUAGAAGGAAGACUUUCUAGAUGUAAACCAGGAGCAGUGACUUAGAGGUAUGGGUUCAGAGGGAUUAUCUUAGAGCUCGCCUGUAAUAACACUAAAGCUACUUGGGUAUUUGGUUAAAAGUUCUCCCAGAAGACUGGUUGGUUAUUUUCGCCUGAAGAAACAGGGCUUUGGAUUUCUAAGAUGUGGUUUGCAGUAAUUUUCAGAGAUGUUCCCAAGUUGUAGCCAGGAGAUCUUUCUUAAUAGAAAGUCCGAAUACCACUGUGUUGGCCGUGGCAUUCCCUCAGUGUUACUCGUGUGCUCCGUGGCAAGAGAUGUGACGGCCGUGACCACGUGGUAGCUGUUGUUAACGACUUGGGAAAAACCUGUAUGGAAAAAGCCUACACCCCUGAACAGAGUCAUUAAAAUAAAGUCCUCUUAUAAACCUCUCAGCACUAAUUAGUGUCCAAGUCUAAAUGGGAAAACACAAUAUUAGAGGCAUAUUACUAGUAUCACCGUUUUUCUUUUUCCUCAGCUUAAUGACUUAGAAUUUAUUCUUCCUUUAUUUUAAACCCUCUGUGCUAUCCAGCAUCGAAAUAAAACACUAUUCUCCAGAAGAAACCAUUUUCUAGCCCUCACCCUGAGACUUUUUAACAUCCAUUCCAGUGCGUUUAACACACUUCCUUUCCCUUCCACACGCUCCUUACAAGGCGAAGGAGCACCAGUGGUUUGUCUGAUAACUUAGUUAGAAGGAACAGGUCAUGUCAUCAUAUUGGUGAGGAGACUUAGGAAGCGCGCCACCGUCUCCCCACCGCGGCUUCGAAUGCAGGGACGAGCAGUCAGCAGCCACCUGAACGUGCCUCAUGCCGCCCGUGCGGCUUGUGGCCACAGUGGCACUUGGCUGUAGCUGUCAUUUGUGCCCAUGGUAGAAGGCAGAUUAUCUCCAGAUCCUGCCAUCUGUAUAUUUUUGGUUGACUUCCGUGUCCUAGCUACUUCGUUUUGGGUUUUCACCCCUAGCUUGUUUUGUGGCUUUUUAAAAAGUAGAUUUUGUAUUGUGUAAUUCUGUGAUCCCUGAUGGCCAGUACCCCGGGUCCCCUGAUCUGUUGUGCUUGCCUCUUUUCUCCUCCCAGGAAAGCCACACACAUUGUAUUCACUGAUGGCUCUCGUUAAAUGAUCUUUAUGUCUUUGUGUUUUGUCCAAAACUAUAUUGAAAGAUAUAUAUUGUUUCAUGCAAAUGAAGGAAUGCAAUAAAGAGUACCUAUCCUCGAAAA
Molecule: messenger RNA, 4074 nt
Organism: Mustela erminea (ermine)
Lineage: Eukaryota; Metazoa; Chordata; Mammalia; Carnivora; Mustelidae
Gene: NSF
Product: N-ethylmaleimide sensitive factor, vesicle fusing ATPase
Exons: 22
Coding region: 102-2429 (775 amino acids)
Biological process (GO): intra-Golgi vesicle-mediated transport; SNARE complex disassembly; Golgi to plasma membrane protein transport
Cellular component (GO): Golgi stack
Molecular function (GO): ATP hydrolysis activity; ATP binding
Source: RefSeq, a predicted model, not a curated record